Molecule: messenger RNA, 6910 nt
Organism: Trichechus manatus latirostris (Florida manatee)
Lineage: Eukaryota; Metazoa; Chordata; Mammalia; Sirenia; Trichechidae
Gene: SH3KBP1
Product: SH3 domain containing kinase binding protein 1
Exons: 16
Coding region: 3767-5317 (516 amino acids)
Biological process (GO): actin filament organization; cell migration
Molecular function (GO): protein binding
Source: RefSeq, a predicted model, not a curated record
AUCACAAAAUGGAGGACAACCACACAGUACUUUGAAUCAUGGCCCAGCCAAACUGAUACACACAUUUUUGGGGGGACAUAAUUCAAUCCUUGACACUUUGAAAUGAAUGAAAGUGAAAACACGGCAUACCAAAAUAUGUUGCACGUUGCUAAAACAGUGCUUAGAGGGAAAUUUACAGCUGUAAAUGCCUAUAUUUUUAAAAGAGAAGAAAAAUCUCAAAUCAAUAAAAUCUUCUACCUUAAGAAACUAGAAAAAGAAGAGCAAACUAAACACAAAGCAAGCAGAAAGAAAUAGUAAAGAUUAGAGUGGAAAUAAAAAAUAGAAAAGCAAUAGAGAAAAUUAAAAACAAAACAAGUUGCCUCUUUGAAAUGGUCAGCAAAAUUGACAAAUUUUAGCUACACUGAUCAAGAAAAAAAGAAGAUUUCAAAUUACUAAAAUGAGGAAUUAUGGAAGAGACAUCACUACUGCUCUUAGAGAAAUUAAAAGGAUUAUAAGGGGAUACUAUGAACAACUCAUACCUUACUGGUGGGAAUAUUAAAAUGGUGCAGCCACUUUGGAAAACAGUCUGGUAGUUCCUUAAAAGGUUAAAUAUAGAGUCAUCAUGUGACCCAGUAUUCCACUCCUAGGUACAUACCCAAGAGAAAUGAAAACAGAAGUCCACAAAAAAAACAUGAGUGCUCAUAGGAGCAUUAUUCGUAAUAACCAAAAAGUGGAAACAACCCAAGUGUCCAUCAACUGACAAAUGGAUAAAUAAAAUAUGGUUUAUCUAUACAGUAGACUAUUUAUUCUUUGGCAAUAAAAAGAACGAACUACCGACACAUGGUGCAACAUGGAUGGACCUUGAAAACAUUAUGCUACGUGAAAGAAACCAGCCACAAAAGAUCACAUAUUGGAUAAUUCCAUUUAUAUAAAAUGUUCAGAAUAGUCAAAUCUAUAGAAACAGAAAGUAGUAUUUGCCUAGAGCUAGGCAUGGGAAUGCGAAUGACUGCUAAUGGGCAUGAAGCUGCUUUUUUCAAGUGAUGGAAAUGUCAUAAAAUUAGAUUGUGGUGAUGGUUACACAGUUCCUGUAAAAAUAUAAAAAUCAUUUUAAUUGUACACUUAAAAUGGGUGAUUUUCUGACAUGUAAAUUGUAUCUCAAUAAAGUUGUUUAAAAAGAUUAACACACAAAUUGGUGUUAAACUGCAGUGUCAAGUUGUGUUUGGCUGGCUGUCUGCCUCUUUCUCUUUUUUGUCCCUCCUCCUAUCCCACUCCAGCUGAGGGACAAGAUGCCAUUCUGUUUAGUCAAGUCUUUAAAAUUAUAUAUUUCUCUGUGAAGCUUUAUAUUUUUCUUAAUUCAAUCAGUUGCCUAGGAGAUAGUGAGUCUGAGGGAUCAAGAAGACACCGUUUUCCUGGGGAUGACCUAAAUAUUAGAUAAUUGAUUUGAGAAGGGUGGAAAACUGGCUGUGGCAUUCUAUUGUUCAUUUCUUGAGAAAAAAUGAGAUUCCCUGUAAAUCAAAAACCAAACCUCUUAUAUUCUAAAUUAUGUGUUUCAUAGAGAGAGUCUUUGCUAGAAAGGAAAACCCAUUUAUGUUUCCAAUUUUUCUUGCCAUUGUCAGUAACUCUGCGAUGGCUAUUUUUGUUCAUAAAUCUUAUCUGUAGCUCUGAUGAUUUCUUUAGGAAUGAUUCUUAGAUGUGGAAUUACCGGACAAAAGCAUGUAUAUAUUUUAUGGGACUUUGAUUCAUAUUAUCAAAUUGAUUUCCUGAAGGCUUGCACCAAAUUGCAGUACCACCAGAACUGGUGAGAGUGCAUCUUAGUUUUUUAAGCUUGAAGUUCUUUGAUGAAUAGAGUGCUUGAUCGUUUUUGCUUCUGCCAUUUGUUCAUAUUCUUUGCUCUUUAUACUGAGAUUGUUCUGUUUUUUCUUACUGAUGAGUGUGAGUGUUAUUCCUUUGUCAUUUGUGGCAAAUUUUGCUUCCUGGUUUGUUCACUUUUCAUUUUAUUGUGAUAGAUUUUGAUGUACAAGAGUAGUACAUUUUUAUGUAGAGUAGUAUAUUGAUGUUUUUUCCUUUUGUGAUUUCUGCUAAUAAAUUCUCAUCUAAUUUUUCUUUUCUUUUAUAUUGGCUUUAUUUAUUGCUUUAAUUUUUAAAUCUAUAUGGAAUUUUGAUGUAUGAGCUUAGUAUCCAAAUUGAUUUCUAUUUUGAAAUAGCCACUUUUCCAGGACAAUUUAUUGAAUAAUCCAGCCCCUCUCCAUUAAUUUCUGAUACCUCGUUUGUCAUAUAAUCUUAUUAUACAUAUUAGGGUCUUUUUUCUGGACUUCCAGUUCUCUACCAUUAAUUUCUCUCACCAUUCUUGUAUCAAUAUUGUUAACUAACUUGGCUUUAUAGGACUUCUAAUAUAUAAUAUGGCAAGCUUUUGUCCUUCCUGUUAUCAUUCUUAAUUUUCAAAAAAAUUAGCUAUUUUUCACAUUUAUUUUAGAAUCGUGUUAUUAAAUUUAAAAAGUCCCAUUGGGAUUUAGAUUUCAAUUGCGUUAAAAUUAUAAGUCAAUGUCGAAAGAAUUGAAACUUUUCCACCAUUUUUUGUUUAAAAGUUUUUUUAUUGUCAUACAAACCAUCUUCAUAUACAAGCACAUAAGUGAUAAACUUUUCUGUCUCCAGUCCUUCUCACCAAACAUCACAGUAGACCAAUUCUUGCUAAUGUAUCACCAAAGUAAACAUAAUAUCCACUUCUGAAUUCUUAACAGCUAAUUGUAGUCAUCUGAUAACAUGGUAUGUCACUCUAUUUAGACAAGUCUUGGUUAUAGUUUUAGUUGUGCAGUCUUGCUUCUUAUAAAUGUAAUUCCAAGAUAGAUUGUGGUUAUUGUUGGUUUUUAUAAAUAGGAUCUUCCCCCCUCAUUUUUUUUCUUAUUGAUGAUACAUAGAAGAAUUUAACUUUGAAUAUUUUCUUUAUAACAGCCUUUUGUAGAACACUCUUGUUAACUCAAAAAAUUUCCUCUUUUCUAUUAAGAGAAUUGUUAGUAUUGAUCAGUCACUAGCUUUCAAAGAAUUGAUGAGUGGGUGGGUGGUAAUUACGAAAUACUACAUUUGAGCAAAUGACAUUUUAUAAACAAAAAUUUAACUCAGAUAGAGCUUUAGAGUUUAUGGAGAGAAAGAGACUGAAAGAUUCAUUCACUCCUUAGAACAAUCCUGCAAAGGGUGGUAGAGGAAGCAUCAUUGUCAGUCCAUUUUAAAAAUAGGAAACUGAGGUGGGAAGAAGUGAAAUGACCUCCCCAAGGCAUCAAUAAAAGGCAGAGAUGGAAGGUCUUUUGCUGCUGCCUUCAUCACAAAACAAUAAAUGCAAUAAUAUGAGUAAUGGCAUCAGAAAACCUGAGUGAAUGGCUGAUCACAAAUGAUUAUUUUUGGACACUUGUGGCUGCAUUUCAUUAUGUUAAUGUACUUAUAUUCUUCUUUGGGCUAUUUUGAGGUGUAUUUACGUUUUGAUUUUCUUUACUAGAUUGUAAGCUCCUUGAAGGAGGAAGCCACAUCUUACUCAUCUUGGAACCAACUUUAAUUGUUGAAUUGUAUGUACGUGCAUUCACACACCCGAAUCCUUCUGAAGGAGCUCUGGUGGCGCAGUGGUUAAGCACUCGGCUGCUAAUUGAAGGGUGAACGACGGAGGCGCCGAUGCCAGGUGGCGUUCAGCUACCUGCCUCAGAACGACGACGAGCUUGAGCUGAAAGUCGGUGACAUCAUAGAGGUGGUAGGAGAGGUAGAAGAAGGAUGGUGGGAAGGUGUUCUCAAUGGAAAGACUGGAAUGUUCCCUUCCAACUUCAUCAAGGAGUUGUCGGGAGAGUCAGAAGACCUCAGCAUUUCCCAGGAUGAGCAGCUCUCCAAGUCAAGUUUACGGGAAACCACAGGCUCCGAGAGCGACGGCGGUGACUCAAGCAGUACCAAAUCCGAAGGCGCCAAUGGAACCAUUGUAACUGCAGCGAUCCAGCCGAAGAAAGUCAAGGGAGUGGGCUUUGGAGAUAUUUUCAAAGACAAGCCAAUAAAACUAAGGCCAAGGUCAAUUGAAGUAGAAAAUGACUUUCUACCAGUGGAAAAGACUAUUGGGAAGAAGUUACCUCCAACUUCAGCAACUCAAGAGUCUUCAAAAACAGAAGUGGACAGCAGGACAAAGACCAAGGAUUACUGCAAAGUAAUAUUUCCGUAUGAGGCACAGAAUGACGAUGAAUUGACAAUCAAAGAAGGUGAUAUAGUCGCUCUCAUCAAUAAGGACUGCAUCGACCUAGGCUGGUGGGAAGGAGAACUCAACGGCAGACGAGGAGUGUUCCCCGAUAACUUUGUGAAGUUACUCCCACCGGACUUUGAAAAGGAAGGCAAUAGACCCAAGAAGCCACCUCCUCCAUCAGCUCCUGUCAUCAAACAAGGGGCAGGUACCACUGAGAGAAAACAUGAAAUUAAAAAGAUACCUCCUGAAAGACCAGAAACGCUUCCAAACAGAACAGAAGAGAAAGAGAGAGAGCCAAAACUGGAUUUACAGAAGCCCUCCGUUCCUGCCAUACCGCCAAAAAAGCCUCGGCCACCUAAGACCAAUUCUGUCAGCAGACCUAUCGCGAUGCCUCCAAGAAGGCCAGAACGACCAGUGGGUCCUCUGACCCACACCAGGGGUGACGGUCCAAAGAUUGACUUGGUGGGCAGUGCGAUUUCCAGCAUCCUGGACAAGGAUCUCUCGGACCGCAGCAAUGACAUUGACCUAGAAGGUUUUGACUCCGUGGUGUCGUCUACUGAGAAACUCAGUCACCCAACCACAAGCCGACCAAAAGCCACGGGGAGGCGCCCUCCAUCCCAGUCCCUCACGUCCUCAUCCCUCUCAAGCCCUGAUAUAUUUGACUCUCCAAGUCCAGAAGACGACAAAGAGGAACACGUUUCACUUGCGCACAGAGGAGCAGACGCAUCAAAGAAAACGUCAAAGACUGUUACCAUAUCCCAAGUGUCCGACAACAAAGCUUCCUUGCCGCCCAAGCCGGGGGCCAUGGCUGCAGGUGGUGGGCCAGCCCCACUGUCCGCGGCGGCACCCUCCCCCCUCUCAUCCUCUUUGGGAACAGCCGGACACAGAGCCAACUCCCCGUCUCUGUUUGGCACGGAAGGAAAACCAAAGGUGGAGCCUGCGGCUAGCAGCCAGGCGGCCGUGGAGGAGCUGAGGACACAGGUCCGUGAGCUGAGGAGCAUCAUCGAGACCAUGAAGGACCAGCAGAAACGAGAGAUUAAGCAGUUAUUGUCGGAGUUAGAUGAAGAGAAGAAAAUACGGCUUCGGUUGCAGAUGGAAGUUAAUGACAUCAAGAAAGCUCUUCAAUCAAAAUAAAUACUUGAUCAAUGAAACGUUGCAUUAUUCAUCCUGAGUCGGAGACUCAAAUUUUCCACCCCAGCCAAAAUAACCUCGUGCCAAAAGAUGAAAGGUUUGCCUCCACAUGUCCCUGUUUGAAAGAUUAGCACACAAGUCUUGAUAGCACAACACAAAUUCCAUCCAAGAGGAGAAUCUUUCCCAUGGCAUAGCCCUGGGUCUGGCACUUCGACAGAGCAAAUUGUGCUAAAGGCUUUUCUACCUUGAGAUCUCACACGAAAUGAAAACUCAGGCAGUUUAGUCCAUAGUGGUACUAUUUUGAUGAUAUUUUCCAUGAAUAAAAUGUAAUUUCCGAUUCUUCGUUUACAAGCUUUAUAAUUUUUGAUUUUUUAAUCGUGUUUUGUCACAGACCCCUCCAGUGUUUGUACUACACACGAGUCAGGAGUGAGUGUCCCCUUCUUUUGCUUCAGGCUGCAAGCUGCCUCGCUUUGUGUCCCCAGUUAGGAUUCUAUUACAUAUGCAAUUUUAGGUCCAACCCAUCCCUUCCCCCUUGCCAACAAAGCCCACCACCCUCAGAUAAAUUUUAGCUUCUCUAUGAUGGUAUAUUUACAAAAAGAGAAAGAGAAAAUCUGGUGUUUGCAAUGAUUUGUGCCUUCUUUUUAUCACCCUCUGGAUUGGAGCUUUUGUGAUGCAGCUACCAUGAUCCAAAAAAAAAGUUUAUUUAGCCACUUAAUAAAGUCCACUAGAGGCCACUGUCUUCAAAGCUUCCCUCACCAUCGCCAAAGGUCCGAAGAGGAGACAGCUGUGAAGUUGGGAGUGCUGGGUGGUACCGGCUGUGACUUUUUAAGUUCUCCUGGUUUUUGGUUGUUCAUGAAACUAGAAAUGUCACCCCUGCUUGAUUUUUCACCCGCCAAGUUAAACCCCUGCCUCCUGUCCUUUGCACCUUUUGCGUGAACAGAAUAUGCAUUAUUAAAGCAAAAAUAAAUAAAGUAAAAUGCAAAUGAACACCAGGGGGGAAAGUUGUGUUAUUUCCUGCACUGGGUUAUCUGUGUGUGUCAUCCUUCAAACUGUAGCCACAGAAUGUCCUUUGCCUUGCUUUUGUAACCCCUUCCUCAGGUCAGAGAGAGUGGGGGGAGGGUCGUGUUGACGUGUAGCCCUGGGCUCUUUUUUGCAUUUAUGGAAUUGCUUUCUCCUUCCCAAGGAACCCCGUGUUUGUCGGCUUUAUCUUUGUAGCAAAUGAACAGUUCAGCCUUAGACUGUGUAAUUGUUUGCUCAUCCUUAGCCAAAAGUAAGGGGCAUACUGUAUUGCAAGAUUGUUGGGAGCUGGGGGUAUCCCUUAAUGGCCCCCAAAGAUGUUUUCAUGUGUUUCUAAAAAGCUGCUUUGUCUAUUUCCAGAGUUUUAUAGUGAAACUACUAAACAUCAAUAAAUUUGCACAACUGCAAAGAAUAGGAAUUGGUUAACACAGAAGGAACGAUACAAAAAAGAAGUCACCCCAUGUUAUUGAUCAUUGAAGUAUUACAAAUCAAUGUCUCUUUUCUCUUCCUCCCUCCCUUUCCCCACCUUCCUCUUGCCUACUACAUCCACCUGCUACACAUCCACCUACUAUGCAUGCC